CAACAGUACACGUCCUUUUAUCAGUUUAUAUUGAGCAAUGGCGGAGAGUUGCGCGGGAAGGCCCGAACUCCCUUUGUUUUCCGCCGAGGAAGUGCAACAGCAUAACUCGGAGAAAGAUUUUUGGAUCAUACACCGUGGAAAGGUGUACGAUGUUAGUGAAUUUCUGGAGAGACAUCCCGGGGGGAAGGAUAUUUUGCUGCGGUUCGCGGGCAAGGAUGUGACUAAAGUGAUGACUCAAGAUGAUCUACACAGACAUACAAAUUUUGCAUAUGGCUGGCUUGGAAAAUACCUGAUAGGACGCUUAAAGGGAGAGGUUAGAAAAUUGUUUUUCUCUAGCUUUGAAACUUCUUAAAGCCCUCUAUUUUGAGUUAUUUUAAACUGGCCAUUGUACUGCUGUCGGUGAUCAGUUGUUUUGGUAAAUUAUCGAAAACAAUAUUUACAUUUAGAACCACACAGGAUUGAAUGGAAAGUUUUUACAUGUUCAGAGUACUGUUUAGCGUUUUGUGUAUUUUUUUUGUGGUAAAUUUAUGGGAUGGACAUUUACAACAUCGGAUUUGAAACAAUUUGGGUGGCCUCCUCCCGUUUGUGUUACAUAAUUUCACGCUAGACAGAUCAGCCCAUAUUUACCAUGCAUGUUACGAAUAGUCCGUUAUUUUUAAUUUAAUUCAAACCUGUUUAAUUACCUCAACCUUAAGGUAUUAAAAUUCAAUUCUUACCACGAGUACUUUUUUUCUUUGACGCAGUUAAAUAUGUUUUCGUUUUAAACUGACUCCCCAUGGUUCACUUCGCACGUAUGUUUUUUCCCUGCCGCAAGGGUUAAAAUUUCAGAAAAGCGAUUCCAUCCUAUUUGCAUUUGAAUUGAAGCAGGGACCAUUCCAGAAGCCUAAUUAAGUAGCUACUCUUUCGUAGGUUUGGUGUUGUUCGAUUUUUUGUCUUCCUUCAUUUGAACAUGAUUCUGAGAUCUUUAUCCAGGACAGGUUUAAAGUCACAAAAUUAACCGGCAAGUUACAAUAUUUAUUAUAUUUCACUCAUUUAUUAUUAAAGCAUUCCAGGAACAAAAUGUUGUCACUAUUGUCAAUAAAUAAGAAAAGAACAAUAAGAUGUGGAGGAAAGUAAACAUGUUUUGGGCAUCACCAAUUUUGUGUAAACACUUGUGUACUUAUAAGUGUCUUUGAGGGCACAAGUGCAGUUUUGUGAGGGAUGAUAUGUUUGUUUGACUGAUGGUGUGCAAACAACGAGCCUGUCUACCUCACCCUUUUGAUAGAAAUGCAUUUCAGAAGCCAUGACAACAAUGUUUUUUUUUUCUGCCACAAGUGUUAAAAGUUCAGUAAAGCACAUCCAUCCUUAUCUACAUUUGAAUUGACUCAGUAACAUUCCAGAAGCCAAAUUAAGCAGCUAUUAUGUUGUUGGUCAUCCUUUAGUUUUUGUUAAAGGUUAUUAAACUUUAUUUUCCUCCUACAUUUGAACAUGUUUCUGAGGUCUUUAUCUAGGACAGUUUGGUUUUAAAAAAUAAACAACUGAUGCAGUGUUUAUCUCUAGUAGUGAAAGAAUUUAGGGCUUUCUGGUUAUCUACCUCAGGUGCAUAACAAGUGUAUCAAGUUUGAAUCAAAUUACAAGUGUUCAUGUUUCUCCAGCAUCUCUGUUGCUUCAUUUUACUGGAAGCUCCAGGAGUGGCCAAGGCUCAGUAACUGUUGUUAUGUUGUUUGGUUCUACUUUCAAUCACCUUUUUUUUAAUUUUUUUUUUUUAACAGUAAGUGUUAAAAUGAGUAACAAAACAUCCAGAGUAAUAGAGGAGGUUUUGGAAAAGUUGAUAUUUUGCUUACAUUAUAAGCUAAUGGAACACAAUUUUUAGGUGUUUUGGCAAUGGCAUGUAAAAACUUUUGUCAAUCCUAUUGUGUCUAACUGUUUCUGUGUUAGCUAUCUGAAACUGUCAAGAGUUUUAUAUCUAUCAAAUGCUUAAUUAAUUCACUAUUUUAGGCUGUACUACUUAAGCACAUGGGUCAGCAAAUUUGCUUUUAAUUCUGCACUUUGUUUUAACAUUUACGUUAUUACAAAUUUAUUUGAAUUUAACUUUUGGAAUGCGACAGGAAUGUUAAUUAAGUUUUUCUUUUGUUUUCAAACAAUUGUUUUUUUUGUCAUGUACUUUACAUAUCAGUCUUUUAUAGAUAUAUUUAUUCUUUGUGUGAAAUGCUCUUUGACUGAGUGGAAUUAACAAUUUAGGCUUAAGAAUUUGGACUUUGGACAGUAGGUUCAUUAAAACUCCCGCCUCUUGGGCCAACUGCAUUCAAAAUACCUACCCAAGAGCUAAAUUUCUUGGUCAAAUGCCCCUCCAAACUGAGUAAAAUGUAGUAGUAUUUGAUAUUUUUAGAAAGGUUUUUGUUCAUUUAUUAUUCAAUAGCAUUUCAUGCUCUAUGGAAACAACUAUUCUUGAAAAAAAUAAGACCAGCGACAGUGACUUUCUACUCAUUGAUUAGCAAUUGAUUUGGCUAUUCAAGCUUCAAAACCUAAAAAUCACUCAACUGAAAUGUUCACUCUAGUUAUUUAACAUACCUUCAAAAAUUUUGCUCAGCUUUCAUAGACCUUUUUUUCAGAGCCAUUUGCUCAUGAGAGCAAACUCUUAACUUUAAAAACUCAUCCAUAUUCUAAAAAAAUAAUACUCAUUUGGGAGUAACUGCAGAAUACCCUGGCACUUUGAUCCACCUCAUUUACAUGUGUCGUACGGUUUUCAAGAACAAGGCAUAACACAACAGAUGCUAUUCUUUUUCAGUGAGAUGUAAAUGAGUGGCAGGGUAUUCUGAAGUUUAGCCACUUAUGUGUUCUGCAGGAAAGACUUGACACUUCCAGUUCAAAUCCCUACCCCACCAAGGCAAGGCUAAAAUUUCCCAACCUCGGGAAAGUCUUUGGGUCUAAGUUCCCUCCUCCCUGGAGAGUAGUCAAAUGCUCAUGGAUUGCUCUGGGUGGGUAGUACAGUAGGGAUUGAUGAAGAAGUGCAAACUUGAAAAUCAAUACAUUUUGAAGUAUCAACUUGAAGUAUGUAGUGUUAAAUUUACUUCUGAUCAUUAUUGUUGGUUGACUUGACUUGACUUUGUAUUAUGUAUAGGAGGAGAACAAAGAAUAUGAUUCAACAACAAGACAAAAUCUUCCUAUGGAUGGCUGGAGAGAGGUAUGAAUUUAGAUAACUGUUUUAAACAUUUUUGUUUGCUCUGUUGUUGUUUCUGUUGUUAGUACAUGUUAACUUCUUUUUGCCAUCUCUUUCAGGAUCUGGUUGACUGGAACAAAGCAAUCCUUCCACAAGUGGGGAAACUUCGUGCGGACUAUCUAAGUUGGGUUCAUUCCCCAGUUGAUCGCCCCUUGAGACUCUUUGAGUCUGACUUUGUGGAAUUCUUUUCAACCACUCCAUGGUAUGUUGUACCCAUAAUCUGGAUUCCAAUCAUACUGUUUGUAAGCUUCUUGGGCUUCCACGAUCUAACCACGCAGAAUGGAAUUGGAAGUAUCAAUCCUUAUUACCUAGAUUCCAAACUCAAGGCUUUAUCUGCAUUUUCACUGCUGUUCUUGUUUGGCAUUUUUAUAUGGUCAUUGAUAGAGUACGUCUUACAUCGCUUCUUGUUUCACUUGAUCAAUCAUGUCCCUGCUGAUGACCCAUUUUGGAUCACCAUUCAUUUUUUUCUUCAUGGGCAGCAUCACAAGGUAUGCAGUGUUUUGAGUGUCCUGUGCAUGUUGAUAACUGUUAUGUGACUGUAUCUUUGCGUUGAUAACAGAAUAUAUGUGGGAAGAUCUGAGAAAAACUGGUCAGGACUGGCUGAGCUGUGAUACCAUUAGAGUGAGGUUGUGCUGGCAAACCAAGACAAGAUCUGUGUUUUUUUUCAACAUAACAUGUUGUUAGGGUUAUUAGCAAUAUGUAAUGUUUGGUAAAAAUAUCUUGGAAGUGGUAUUCAGGGUGUGAGAACAACAUGGAAAUACAAUUGUACUCUGAAUUGAAAUCUGAUCAUCACUCCUUCUCUGUGUUUUCUUAAGGUGCCUUUUGAUAGUGGAAGACUGGUGUUUCCUCCUGUAGCUGCAGGUAUCUUGGCAUCCAUCUUCUACUUUGCAUUUGCUUUACUGUUCCCACUAGCCAUGGCCAGGAGUUUGUUUGCUGGUGGUUUGUUUGGUUAUAUUACAUAUGAUAUGAUGCAUUACUACUUACACCAUGGCUCUCCAACACCUGGAAGUUAUCUACACCAGCUGAAGAAAUACCAUGUAUCGCACCAUUUUGAAGACCAGCAGAAAGGUACAUAAUACUAUUUGUAUGUUAAUAAAACAGGCUAAGUGCCUAAGAGUGGCUAAUUGCAUGGUGGGGUCUUUUGCAGGACAGUUAUGGGGCAGGUGCAUUGUGGAGGCUGUGAUUGGUGCCUCACAAUCAUAGUCUUGCUCUGUUGAAUGGAAUAUAUUUUAAUCUUUUAGGGAAAAAUGUUUAAUUUUCAAACACUUUAAGUAAUAUAAUAACUACUGGAAUUAAAAGUAAAGAGUUUUUUGGAAAACAUUCUUUGAGAAAAAUUAAAUUCAUUUCUUCAAUAUCUACAAGGUGCUGUUCCUUUAAGCAUUUGCACAAAAUUCUAGGUGUUAUACAGUUGGUUUUGGCAUGAGCUAUUUGAAACAGUUUUGUAAAGUAUAAUAUCACUGAAGAACUGGUCCGUACUUAGCAUGCGUAUGUGUUAUGGAUGCAUGUGGGAAGUUUGGAGAGCACGAGAGAAGCAAGUGCAUCCAUAACUCAAUAUACUUGCAGCUAAAGCAUAAACCAAUUCCUUUAUAAUGCAGCAUGCAGCCUCAAACAAAAAAGAAAUAUGUUAUUACAACUGAGUCAGGUUUAUCAGGUAAUUGUGUUCAACCUGAAAACUAUUGAAUGAGUGACAAGGCUAAAAUGACCAAGAAAUAUUUUGCUUUGUGUUGAAAAUUCUGAAAAGUGUUCUAUUUUAAAGCAAAAUCUUCCAUUGAACAACACUUUUAGGAUGAAUCAACACUUCAAAAUAAUGUUUACCGUUUUUGUGAUGAGUUCCCCAAAUUGUAAAGCCUCCGUUAGAGCCAUAAUUUGCAUGGUGUUUGGGGAUGAAGUAUCAUCAACUCCAAAACUGAUUCCAGGGCUUGAAAAGGGUACAUGCUCAUUGUUUUUCAAAAAAAGAAUGAUUUAGCAUUUUUUCUUUUCAUUUUGAGCUUCAAAAGGUUGAUCUCAAUUGAAAUAGAACAGAAAAACAAUCUUAAAAGUUCUUAAACCUUGUGGCUCAACUUGAUGGGAACUUUCAGCCAAAGUGGAACUGCACACAUCAUGCACAGUGGUGUGGUACAUAAGGAUUUUUACCAUGGUAGCUUCUUAGGAAAUAGGUAGGCCUUGCUCAGGCACUAUUUUAGAAUAUUAAUUAUUAACUCAUAAUGACACUGUUGUUUGUACAGGUUUUGGUAUCUCUAGCAAAUUGUGGGAUUAUCCAUUUGGUACCCAACCAGACAAGUCACACGUCAAGGCUGCAUAGAUUCCAUUCAUCAUUAUUUACCAAUUGAUAUUAUAAUACACAAUAUAAGGCAAGGGUAUCUACAAUUAGAUGCUGAAUCUUGUUAAAUGCAUUUUGUAAUAUUAAAUAUUUAUUAGGCUCUGAAUUCCAGUAAUUUAUUAAAGAGGAUAAACUAAAGCAGUGUCUUUUUUAUUCUCUUACAUUAGCACCAUGAAUUAGCCACCACAUAAUUUUUUAUUUAUAUAGCGAUAGUUGUGGGUAUAGUGAGUUGAAAAUGACUCAUCUUGGACAGUAACAAUCAUUCACAUUUCUAGGUUUUGUUUAGAGGCAAUUUUCACAGCACUAAGAAUGACUUAUCGUGAUUUUGGUCCAUUACAAUCUGGUAUGAUUCAGAUAUUCUACCAUAAUUAUAUUAGUGGAUCAAUAUUGGUAAUGAUUGUUUUAUUCAUUGAGUUCUUGGUGGUUUUCUUUUUCUGACAGUUGUAAACAUGCUCAUGAGAUGAAAUGGGUAAAAAAGACAAGCAAAUACUUCAGUUUCAAAUGGUUAUCAUAUUUUGGGUGUAGUGUUUUGCUGUUAUUUUCAGUGUUUAAUUCUAGUAAUCAAGCAACAAUAUGUCCAUUCAAGGGAAAACUCAGCUGAGAAGGGUUAUUUGACAUCAUGCUUUAACAAGUUUGAUCAAUGAUUUUCCUCACCAAAUUUUCUCAUUUGGUGCAGAUGUACACAGAUUUUGUCUGUUGUUGUUUUUACCCUGCUUCAGACUUAGACAAAAUGACAUCAAGAAGGAAAUUAAAUUUUUUUUGGAUUUGGGUAAAAACCAAGAUAGCAUAUUCAGACUGUUAAAAUGGAUCCUGGUAACAGUUUCUCCCUGACAGUGUUUUGGCAAUUUUUCAUCCUAUCCAAUUUUCAUUGUAAUAUUGAUGUGUUAACACUGAGUGUAUCUUUCAUCACCUGAUAUUAUAAUCAAUAAUUUUUUAAAUUUUAAUCAGGAGAAAGCAUUCAAUGUUUAAACUUUAAAGUAAUAGUUUUAUUCUUAAUUUUUGCAUCAGUCUGUUGCUUAAAAAAAAUAUUCAAAAGCUUAGGUUUGAGGUAUUCAGUGUGACUUGUACACAUCAUUAACUGAAAGACAAUCAUUAUUUACAAAUGUUAACUUAAAUAUUUCUUGUCCCUGAGUACUAUUCAUAGCUUGACUAUCUAGUUUUUGUGAGAAGUUAGGGUUAGGGAAAUUCAUUUGCAGUCAAGGUUCUUUUGUAAGGGAUAGUAUUAGUAGGCUGAGCUCCUAUUUAAAAUGUAAUGUAAACUUGACUGCAAAUUAAUAGGGUUUUUUGUAGAUUGUUCAAGACCAAACAGUAACUAAAGGUAAACGUGAAACAUGGAGCAAGGUGAGGGGCAAGGCUGAUAGCAGUUUUAUAGUAGAGACUGUUUUGCUAUCCAGGAAGGAGCUACACAUACAAAGAAAAAUGAAUAUUUAGCCAAAGAAGUUUGCAUGAAACAGGGGUUUCAUUUGGUGGUUUUAUUGUGUAUGAAUUUGGUAUGGUUUCAUUUUGCAGUGAUAAUUCUGGUGACAUGUAUUUUUAUUUGUGAUAUCUCCAACACUGGACCAUAUCACUUGAAAAAACUAUUAGUUAUCAAAUUGUAGGGUGUGCAUGCUCUCACUCUACCUUUGGGUUCAAGAUACAGAGGUGGCAUCAAUUAAUUGAUCAAGGCAUUAAUGGGACUAGCUCACAACCUUAUAGGGAACAUUCUGCAUAGGUUAACCUAGUUUGGUUAUUACCCAUAGUAAUGGGCACUAAUACUGUAUUUUGUAAUGCAGCCGAGGCCAUGUUUUGAUGUUCUGGUAUCACAGUGUGCGGUCACUUGUUUCCAGAGUUCUAGGUAGUUCUGGUAUUACAGUAGCAUUGACUUGCCUUAUUAUUAUUAGCUUCACCACUAUUUUUCUUGAACCUUGUGUAUCAAUUGCAUGAACUUAAAUAAAAUAUCUCAAUUCACU
Pocillopora meandrina is the source of this 7468-nucleotide messenger RNA. Lineage: Eukaryota; Metazoa; Cnidaria; Anthozoa; Scleractinia; Pocilloporidae. The record is from the annotation of a GenBank genome assembly.